Messenger RNA from Venturia canescens, 1806 nucleotides. RefSeq names its product RNA and export factor binding protein 1 (gene Ref1). NCBI's taxonomy places the organism in Eukaryota, Metazoa, Arthropoda, Insecta, Hymenoptera, Ichneumonidae. Gene Ontology annotation, biological process: mRNA export from nucleus. Gene Ontology annotation, molecular function: mRNA binding. The coding region runs from base 169 to 939 and encodes 256 amino acids. Gene Ontology annotation, cellular component: nucleus. The record is from RefSeq and is a predicted model, not a curated record. The transcript has 5 exons.
CACGCACCAUUGUUAACGCCAUUCCAUACUGCCGCCAUUACUGAAACGUACAGCGUACAGAGUAGAGGUUGGUUUCGUAAGAUCAUCGUUUCAGCGUCGUAUUGAGAACGAAACGUUCAUUCGUUGUUUUAUCACAUAUAUCAGAGAAAAAAAUUAACUCACACACAAAUGAAAAUGGUGGAUAAAAUUGAAAUGAGUCUCGACGACAUAAUAAAGCAGAAUAAAGGUAGCAAAGGACGUGGUGGUGGCGGUGGUGGACGACGAGGACGCGGUGCCGGUGUAUCGCCACGAAGAGGUACCCGCGGUUCAUCCCGGGCCGGUGGCGGCGUCAUGAGGGGACGCAAUCGUGGUGGCAUCGCUCGUGCCUCAGCUCCUUAUACAAGGGGUGAUGUCAAUAGCGCUUGGAAACACGAUAUGUUUGACGGUGUAAAAAAAGUCGGUAGAGGGGCCAUCGGUGUGACCGGCACCACCAAGCUUCUCGUAUCUAAUCUUGACUUUGGAGUCUCGGACUCUGAUAUACAGGAAUUAUUCAGCGAAUUUGGACCAUUGAAAUCAGCAGCUGUACACUACGAUAGAUCAGGACGAUCUCUCGGCUCUGCCGAUGUUAUUUUUGAGAGACGGGCAGAUGCGAUAAAAGCCAUGAAGCAAUACAACGGUGUACCACUGGAUGGACGUGAAAUGAACAUCCAAGUCGCAACUUCAGAACUGCCAGUCCCAACAACGAUUCGAGGAGGAUCUAGACUAGCUGGAAACGCUUUCUCACAGAGAUCACAACCAGCCCGCUUUAGGGGGUCCCGAGGAUCUAACUCGGCGGUUAGAGGUCGCGGUGCAGGAAGACGCGGUGGUGGUGGCCGAGGUGCCGCUCGAACACCCGCAAAGACUCCGACCGCCGAGGAAUUGGACGCUGAACUUGAGGCUUACGUAAAGGAAGUAAAGUAACCAAACAUCAACGAUUUGCGUUGAGACUUAGACACGAAAGAGUUCUCACGCGAAAACGAAUGUGGUGAUCCCUAAUAUCCCCAGAACCAUUUAGUUUAUAAAACCGCGCAAUGAAAAAAAAAAACGUGUAAAAGUUUACCACUAAGUAAGGAUAAAAGGCGCGAGCGUAAACGCGAUUUAUUAUGGAGUAAUCUGUUCUAUUUGUUUGACGAUACUGCGUCAUAAGCUCUUAUACAUACGAAUAUGAUAAAAUCACUGAGAACAAAAAAAAAUACGAUUCCGAAGAGAUUCGUAAGAGUGAACAAUAUUUCUUCUUUUUCUUUAUGAUUAUUGAGACAAGACAAACCAGAAGAUGACACUCAAUAUAAAGGCUAUUGACUACAUUAAUAAAUAUUCAGCAUUUUUGUAUGUAAUAUUCCCCUCGCCCCUUCCACCCUGUUUAUCGUACGUAUACGAUCACUAAUUGGAAACCAACAAAAAAAAAACGAAAAAAUACAAUUAUUCGACUUUGAAAACGUGUUUGAAAACUCAUUUGCGUGCGUGCAGUUUCUGUAACAUUGAAAAAAGUAAUUUUUUCAGGAUACUGUGCAAAUUCUUAAAAAUUAUCGUUUGAAUACGUUAAAGAAUUUCUUAUAGCAUAUGAAUGGAUAAUGAGGCUGUGAUGCAAAUAGCUAUCCAUAAUGUUAUAAACUAGUCACAAAAUUGAUCGACCCGCAUAUGUGCUCGCAAAUUUACGGGUGGUUAAGAGUACAUUGUAACCGCAACGUACGUGACCAAAGUCUACGCUACAAGUAGCCCGAAGACUGGAGAAUAAAAGAUAAAAAAAAGGUUGAUUGAAUGAAAAUAAAUAAGAGAAUUCACUCCGUU